Trichoderma gamsii is the source of this 1638-nucleotide messenger RNA. Its product is annotated as glycosyl hydrolase family 43. NCBI's taxonomy places the organism in Eukaryota, Fungi, Ascomycota, Sordariomycetes, Hypocreales, Hypocreaceae. The record is from RefSeq and is a predicted model, not a curated record. Gene Ontology annotation, molecular function: hydrolase activity, hydrolyzing O-glycosyl compounds. The transcript has a single exon. Gene Ontology annotation, biological process: carbohydrate metabolic process. Bases 1 to 1638 code for a protein of 545 amino acids.
AUGCCAUUGGUUCGCAACCCCAUUCUGCCGGGGUUCAAUGCCGACCCUUCUAUAUUGAGGGUUGGCUCGGAUUAUUAUAUCGCUACAUCGACGUUUGAGUGGUAUCCUGGGGUGCAGAUACACCACUCCAAAGACUUGGCGAACUGGGAGCUCGUUGUGCGUCCCUUGACCCGCCGGAACCAGAUCGAUUUGCGUGGCGAGCCAGAUAGUUGUGGAGUUUGGGCUCCCUGCCUAACGCAUGAUGGCGACAAAUUCUGGCUCGUCUAUACAGACGUGAAGCGCAAGGAUGGGUCAUUCAAGGAUACGCACAACUAUAUCGUGACGGCACCUAAGAUUGAAGGUCCCUGGUCUGAUCCCAUCUAUGCCAACUCAUCUGGGUUCGAUCCUUCUCUGUUUCACGAUGAAGACGGUCGUAAAUGGUUCAUUAAUAUGACCUGGGACCAUCGGGCAAGGCCGAAUACUUUUUCAGGGAUCGCGCUACAAGAGUUUGAUCCGAUUAAGCGCAAAGUAGUCGGCCCUCGAAAGAUUAUCUUCCACGGCACUGAUCUGGGACUGGUAGAAGGGCCGCAUUUGUAUAAACGAAGCGGAUGGUAUUAUCUUUUGACAGCUGAAGGAGGCACCGGAUACGACCACGCAGCAACACUUGCGCGGUCAAAAUCUCUUUGGGGCCCUUACGAGCUUCACCCACAAAAGCACAUCCUAUCUUCCAAAGACACUCCAUUCGCGGCGCUGCAAAGAGCUGGCCACGCCGAUAUUGUAGAAACACCAGAAGGCAAAACAUAUAUGGUGCAUCUUGCCGGUCGACCCAUUGGACAGAGCCGAAGAUGCGUGUUGGGGCGAGAGACGGCUAUACAAGAAGCGUACUGGGACGAGGAUGACUGGUUGUAUGUCAAGAAUGGCCCAGUUCCAUCAUUGGAGGUCGAUGUGCCAGGAACUCGUGACGAAGACGCCUACUGGGAAGAGAAACGCUAUGCGUUCGCAGAUGGCCUUCACAAAGAUUUCCAAUGGCUGCGGACGCCAGAACCAGAACGCAUAUUCGGUAUUCAAGAGGGCAAGCUUGUACUCACAGGAAGAGAAUCCAUCGGCUCGUGGUUCGAACAAUCACUCGUGGCUCGGAGACAGACACAUUUCUCUUUCGAUGCUGAAACUGUCGUCGAUUUUUCACCAGAGGAUGAACGCCAAUUCGCCGGCUUGACGCUGUACUACUGCCGAUACAAUUUCUUCUACCUCGUCGUGACAUCACACUCGGAUGGCGAACGCGAACUCCAAAUUAUGCGGUCAGAAGCAUCUUGGCCAGAAGGAAAGCUCGCGGAUCGUGGUUCAAGCGCCCAUGUCGUGAGCCUUCCCGCAGAAGGCAAGGUCAAGCUUGCGGCCACUAUUCGCGGAAGCCAACUACAGUUCUCUUAUGCCGUUCUGGCAGACAACGGUGAGGAAGAAGGAAAACUCGAGCGAUUUGGACCUGUCUUGGAUGCCUCGAUUGUUUCAGAUGAGUGCGGUGGGCAUCAGGCUCAUGGCAGCUUCACGGGAUCUUUUGUUGGGGUGGCCUGUUCGGACUUGAAUGGGACGGAGAAGAAAGCCACGUUUGACUACUUCUUGUACCGCCCUGCGCAUGAUAGAACAGAUCGGUAUACCAUAUAG